GACGCGCACAUCUUCUUUAUCUUGACGGCCACGGCAGAACCCCAGUGCACAAGACCUUUCCAGAUCCCCCCGUAGCAAUAACUGCACGAACCUCGACGUCACAGAAAGGGCGUCAACGGCUUCCCUGCCCAUCAAAAUCACCAAGCUGGUCAACCCACCCCCCACCCCCGCCCUCACGCUUCAACCCCGGCCGAUCCGACCACGACGAUGGCGCUCCCCGCCCUCACGGCGCUCGAGGAGUGCUCCGACUUCUCCAAGACGGUCGAGCCCUUCCUCCCGCAGCUCUACGCGCUCCCCCGGGAGCUGGCGCAGGUGCUGCAGCGGCGCGAAGGCUUCGUCGACCUCUACGCCUCGACCAACCCACUCAUCUCGGGCUUCGCCAUGUCGGUCCUCUUCGGCGCCCUGUUCCUCGUCGUGGCCGAGGCCAACCGCAACUACUCCCAGAUCGACCGGUUCUGGAGCCUGCUGCCGACCUUUUACAUCGCCCACUUUAACCUGUGGGCGCGCCUGGCCGGCCUGCCGAGCGAGAGGAUAGACGCCGCCCUGGCCUUUAGUGCCGUCUGGAGCGCCCGCCUGACGUAUAAUUAUGCCCGCAAAGGAGGCUACAGUAUUGGAUCCGAGGACUACCGAUGGGAUAUCAUCAGGGGCAACAUCCCGGCCUGGGCCUUCCACGUCCUCAACGCAACCUUCAUCUCCUUCAUGCAGAGCAUCCUGCUCUUCCUCAUCGCCGCGCCCGUGUACCCGGUUCUCCUCGCCAUCCAGUUCGAGCCCGGCGUGUCGAGCGCGGACGUGGCCUUCGUCGCGAUGCAGCUCGGCCUCGUCCUGGUCGAGUGGUUCGCCGACCAGCAGCAGUGGGACUACCAGGGCGUCAAGAAGCGGUACCAGUCGACGGCAAAGGUGCCCGCGGGCUGCGGCCUCACGCAGCCGGAGCUGGACAGGGGCUUCGUGGCCUCGGGCCUGUGGGCGUACAGCCGGCACCCCAACUUCGCGGUCGAGCAGACCAUCUGGAUCUUUUUGUACCAGUGGAGCUGCUUCGCCACAAAGGUGCUGUGCAGCUGGGCGGCCGCGGGGCCGACGUUCCUGGUGUUGCUGUUCCAGGGCUCGACGUGGUUCACCGAGUCCAUCACGGCGGGGAAGUACCCCGAGUACCGGCACUACCAGAGCAAGGUCGGCAUGUUCGUCCCCGUCAGCCCCUUCGCCUACAGGCCGCUAUCGACGCUGGGGCCCAAGGUCAUCCGCACAAGCGAGAUUGCGAAGAAGCAGGAACAGAAGAAGCAAAAGUGAGGAACAUUGGGGAAGAAGUCGCAGGGCGCAAUAAUGCUUGACCAAUUUUUUUUUACAUCAUCUACCUAAAGUGUCGCGGCGUGCCCCUGCAAAUUACUUUACCGCGUAUUCCACAUCUUGGUGCCUUUGAUUUCAAUUUACAGCCAAUGUAUUUAGCAACCGACCCAUGGAGUCUGGAUUGGGAGAUGGCGGGCAUUGCUAGCAUUCAUUCACUGCAUUCUGGAUUUCUGCAUCUGCAACGCAUGCAUCGUAUAUAUUCAUCCACUGUGUGUAGCAAUCACAUGUGCUCAAUACGAAGUGCGCACACACCAAUCCACAGAGGGUGUGUAUCCUGG
Molecule: messenger RNA, 1619 nt
Organism: Gaeumannomyces tritici R3-111a-1
Lineage: Eukaryota; Fungi; Ascomycota; Sordariomycetes; Magnaporthales; Magnaporthaceae
Exons: 3
Coding region: 208-1284 (358 amino acids)
Cellular component (GO): membrane
Source: RefSeq, a predicted model, not a curated record